Hymenoscyphus albidus is the source of this 1489-nucleotide messenger RNA. The record is from the annotation of a GenBank genome assembly. NCBI's taxonomy places the organism in Eukaryota, Fungi, Ascomycota, Leotiomycetes, Helotiales, Helotiaceae.
CUUCACCAUGCGACAUGAUUUCCAACUCAUCGUCCUUUUGAUAUCAUAUGUAUUGUCGUUUGCUGCUCUGUGACAAUUAUCUGACGAACAUUCUCAUUCCUCCUGUUAUAUCCCUCGACCAAUGCCUUUCUUGUCAUCAAUUAUAUCCUAUACAGCAAUAUGGCCUGCAAGUUGAAGCAGCUACCCGUUCGGUGGCAUCUCCAGCACAUUCAGUCAAACCAGUGCUCCCUCCAAUUUAUAUGUAGCCCUUUCGCACUUCUUCGAUAUCUCACACAGGUUUAUUGUCAAUCGAACGAUGCCACGAAGCAACCGAAACCGUAACGACCGUACUUGCGAAUUUUGCUGUAAACAAUCUACUUCCUUUUCCAGAAAUUCAGACUAUGAACGGCAUCUGAAGGAGCAGCACCUACCCAAGAAAAGUUGCCCUUCAUCAGGCUGUGAUCACCCACCCGAAAAGAGGAUUGGUCGGUUGAUAAAACAUGCUCAAGAGGAACACACGGCCGAAUAUCAAAAUAGUAAGUAUUUCGCGCGCCAAUAAGUGACCCAGUGCCUGAUAGAUGAUCAUAGUUGCCGCUAAAUUGAAAGACGAUGAAAAUCAGGGACUCAAAAGGCUGCUGCAGACUAAAGGUAACAACUUUAUACCCUCGGGCUCAAAAUAUUCUCUAAUACCAUUGCAGUCAUUUCUGUGGAGAACCUGGAUACGUUCUUCAAUAUGACAGGUCCAGAGCAUGAUUUUGUUGGCGACGAUAUGAGUGAUCCAAUGUUACCAAAUGACGAGCAGAUUGACAGCGGAGCUCCAUACUACUGUAAGCUGCGAAAGUGUCGAUGAUUCUUUGCGUUGCUAACAGUAAGUAACACAGCGGUUGGCUCUUCGCAAAAUUUCGAGGCAAUUGGGGGCUUUUGUGACCUGAAUUCUGACCUUUUCGUCACCUUUCCUGCGAACUUCGAUCGAGCCACUCAAGACUCCGCGAUGUCACUCGAUCCACCAGACAACUUUUUGUAUCAUCAUCUUGAUACCCCUGUGCAAGCCGACUUGAUGGCUGCCAGCAACAAUGCAUGGGCUAUACCAGAAGAAUAUAAGUAUCUUACACCACAACAAAACAAUCCUUCGGUCCUCAAUUUCGCCACUUGAAACAGACAUGAGGGAGUUCGGUUGAAAAGUCUGCUUCUUGGCCGUACUGCUUAGUUCUCCUUACUGUACCACUGGUUCCUACAGUCUUUCUUUUCCCGUAUAUUUCAUCUAUUCAACACAUCAUCUCAACACUGUACCACAAUGUCUCAAGUGUGCUCAAACGUGAACUUCACUUCGGAUUUUUUGACGUCGGUACGGUCGGAACUUUUGGGGAUCGUCACAGGGCUGUUUUGUCCUUUUGUGACGUACAUUAAUUUAUUGCGAUUUAAACUUUGGGGAUUUUGUACCCAGACGUUCCAGAUUAAGUGAGGUCCAAGAACUUGCCAAACGAACCCUCGGGAUUGCAAAGAUUUUGAC